Messenger RNA from Babesia microti strain RI, 645 nucleotides. Its product is annotated as Maf1 regulator. Gene Ontology annotation, cellular component: nucleus. The coding region runs from base 1 to 645 and encodes 214 amino acids. The transcript has a single exon. Gene Ontology annotation, molecular function: RNA polymerase III core binding. Lineage: Eukaryota; Apicomplexa; Aconoidasida; Piroplasmida; Babesiidae. The record is from RefSeq and is a predicted model, not a curated record. Gene Ontology annotation, biological process: negative regulation of transcription by RNA polymerase III.
AUGAUAUUUGUGGAAGAUACUAAUUUGGCUCGGUUGCGAUCAAUUCUGAACGACUUCGACGCCUCAGAUCGUUACAUUGAUGUGCGCCUGGAAUUAUUGCAUAUAUCCAAUGUCGAAAACUCGAUACCAACUGGUUUUAGUGUUGAUAACUAUACUAGUGUGAAUAACUCCACAGUUGAGGCCGUUGAAGGGAUAUACUGCUAUCUAAUAAUGGCAAUGAACAAAUGUUUCCCUGAUUAUGACUUUUCAUCGCUUAAUUAUUCGAAUUUUAAAAGGAUUAAAUCUAUUGGUACUGUGCUAAAUACAAUCGAUUACAAACUAUCGUACAUAAUGGAGAGGUUGAUACUAGAUUUCUCAAACGACCUAUGGAGCAGUAUAAAAAAGGUAAUAUCACUCAAUGAAUCGGAAGUUUAUACCUAUGAAUCUGGGCCCGAAGAGGAUUUAUUCAAUAGUGAGUGCUGUUUAAACUCGUUUAAUUACUUUUUCUAUGACAAAAGUCAAUGCAGGAUAUUAUUCUUCUCCAGCGUCACCAAGUCUAAAUGCUUAAAUCGUAGGAAAGAUUCGGAAAAUGACUUAUUUAUUAGUGAAUUAACAUCUGCUGUACGAGCACAAGACGCAUAUGUAGAUGAUUCCUCGUGUGAAUAG